Messenger RNA from Haliotis rubra (blacklip abalone), 661 nucleotides. RefSeq names its product B-cell receptor-associated protein 31-like. Gene Ontology annotation, cellular component: endoplasmic reticulum membrane; endoplasmic reticulum. The coding region runs from base 117 to 620 and encodes 167 amino acids. Lineage: Eukaryota; Metazoa; Mollusca; Gastropoda; Lepetellida; Haliotidae. The transcript is spliced from 6 exons. The record is from RefSeq and is a predicted model, not a curated record. Gene Ontology annotation, biological process: endoplasmic reticulum to Golgi vesicle-mediated transport; intracellular protein transport.
GGUGACCCCAUUUAAUCAAACAUUUCUUAAGUCACUUAUCGAUCCUUACAAUACUCCCUGCUUCACAACACAGACAGUUUCCAUACGUUUCGGACGCACAUGUUACGGGGCUGAAGAUGACACUACAAUGGACGCUGAUCGCUGGAUGUCUGUACGUGGAGAUAGGAGUCACUGUGUUGCUUCUUUUUCCGUUGAUCUCCCCUAGACUAUGGCAGAGACUGUUUCGCUCUCGAUGGCUGGGCAUGAUAACAGAUUAUGCAAAAUUUUACUUUUGGGCGGCAAUUGUGAUCCUUAUCUUAGUGUUUGGAGAUUCUUUCCGCAAUCACCGGAAGUACAGUGACUCCGUGAGGGGUCAGGAGCUGAAGAUGUCCACUGAGACCCGGAUGAUGGCGCAGGCUAAGAUGUUUCGAGCCCAACGAAAUCUGUACAUAUCUGGAUUUGUUCUUCUCCUGGCAUUUGUGAUCGGACGUCUGGUAGUUCUACUUUCUGACAAAGCCGACCUGAUGAACAGGCUAGAGAGUAGUGAAGGUACCAUGAUGGCUCCCACCAACGACCAGCAGCUACAAACACGUCAAUCAGAGUCGACAACAGCGAGGAGACGCAACACAGACACAGCGUAAAUCAGUGAUAUAUACAAGGAACGAAAAUGGACCAAGGACAG